AAGGCAUGAGUGUGUGCUAUCAAGGCUGCAACAGACAAAAUCUGCUUAUGCAUCCAAUUACUCUUGUUCACUCAGUUUAGGAUGUCAGUAUUAUACCUUACUGGGAACGUCACAAGUGUUUUUGGAACGAACAUGUCAUUUGUAGUUGAUGAAUUGGGAGUAUUUGCCUCACAAAACAUGAUGAUUCUGAUAACUGUACUCAUUAUCUUUUUAAUUCUCCUGACCAUCCUGGGUAACAGUCUUGUUAUUGUAGCUUUUAUUGAAGACAAACGACUUCGAAACAGGAGCAAUUUUUUUAUUCUCAAUUUAGCCAUCUGUGAUUUUGUCAUUGGGGCCAUCUGCAUUCCACUUUAUGUACCAUAUGUCUUCACUGGCAAGUGGAUACUUGGGAAAUUCGUAUGUAAACUCUGGCUCAUUAUUGACAACCUCAUGUGUACAGCUUCAGCAUUUAAUGUCGUUCUUAUUAGUUAUGAUCGGUUUCUGGCUGUGACAAUGGCUGUCAUGUAUCGCUCUCAGCAGUACCGUCAUUGUAAGACAGCGCUAACAAUGGCUAUGGUUUGGAUACUGUCCUCUCUUCUAUACAGUCCAGCUAUUCUGUUCUGGGAAUACUUUCACAGUGACAGCAACUUUUCUGAAGACCUCUGCUUGCCUGCCUACUAUUAUAACUGGCACUUUCUUUUGGCAGCUUCUUCUUUUGAUUUUAUACUUCCUUUGUUAGGAAUUUCAUUCUUCAACCUGGGCCUUUAUUGGAACAUCAGGACAAGGAGUAGAUCAAAACUUUGGACUGCCAUAUAUCAAGGUUUUUCUAAUGGAGAAGAUAUGCACCAAAUACCAUACAUAAUACCAGAAAAUCGUAUCCCUAAUGGGGCAAGUAACAUGCAAGAUACAGAAAUAAAUGUGGUUAGGGCAUCUUCACCUCAAAUGCGAAAAAAACACUUUUCCAAAAAGACUAAGGCCAGGUUAGAAAAUUUCCAAAGACAAACAAGCCAAAUGCGAAUUGUGAAGUUAUCUCAGGAUAAAAAGAUUGCCAAAUCUCUCUUUGUUUUAGUCUGUGUUUUUUGUAUUUGCUGGGCUCCUUAUUCCCUCCUUAUGACAACUCGUGCUGCCUGCCGUGAUUAUUGUAUUGCCUCUUAUUGGUAUGACAUUACGUUUUGGUUAUUGUGGAUUAAUUCCUCGGUAAACCCUAUCCUCUAUCCAUUAUGCCAUGAAAGUUUUAGGAGAGCAUUUACCAAAUUAUUUUACAAGUAUGUAAGGAAUGCCUAA
Molecule: messenger RNA, 1263 nt
Organism: Rana temporaria (common frog)
Lineage: Eukaryota; Metazoa; Chordata; Amphibia; Anura; Ranidae
Product: histamine H3 receptor-like
Exons: 3
Coding region: 82-1263 (393 amino acids)
Biological process (GO): adenylate cyclase-activating adrenergic receptor signaling pathway
Cellular component (GO): membrane
Molecular function (GO): histamine receptor activity
Source: RefSeq, a predicted model, not a curated record